Molecule: messenger RNA, 878 nt
Organism: Sitophilus oryzae (rice weevil)
Lineage: Eukaryota; Metazoa; Arthropoda; Insecta; Coleoptera; Curculionidae
Product: elongation factor 1-gamma-like
Exons: 4
Coding region: 144-878 (244 amino acids)
Source: RefSeq, a predicted model, not a curated record
UUAAUUCGCAGAACCAUGAGUGAAACGUCAACGCGGUGUCGUGUAUAACCUGUAUUUUUGUUAUUUAUGCAUGCUCUUUUCAACCUUUUCAUGUAUCGUAUUACAGAAACUAAAGAAACUUAAUUUAUUUGGAAGUUAAAAAGAUGACGACCAUAAUUGGCAAUGAUAAUAAUCCAGCGACGUUAAAACUGGUCAUAGCAAAUAAUUUUGCCAGAACAAAAUGCAAACUUGAUCUCACCCCAAAUGAUGGUAAAAGACAACUACCAUAUUUAGUUGCAAACUCUGACCGAGAAUAUUUCAUUCCAAAUGCUGCAAUAUGGUAUUUAUUGGAACCUUCAGACGAGAUUUCCGAGAAAGUAACUGAAUUACUCGAAUUAGAGGCAAUUGCUCUAUCACCUUCCCUUGCAUUUAUUUUCGGUGGAAAUAGUAAAUCUGACAAAAUCAAAGGUAUCAUAAAAUCAUCCCUCGAUACAAUUAAUUUGGAGAUUAAAGAUAAAUUAUUCUUAAUCGGGGACAGUGUUUCAAUAGCUGAUAUUGCUAUUUUUAGUACUUUAUAUCCCUUAUAUAAAUCAGAGAAAUUAUUUAAGGAAUACCUUGCAAAUAUGCCUAAUAUUGUUCAAUGGAUUAAGUCACUUGAAGAAAAGCCUGAGAUUAAGGAUGCUUUAAAAGUAAUUUUUCAUGACAAAGUCAAUAUUGGCCAUGCAUCAUAUCAUACUUUGCUACAAAGUUCAAAAUAUGUACUACCACAAGAUGAUUCGAUACCUAAUCAAAUCCAAGAAAAAGAAUCACCUACACAUGAAAAAGAAUCUCCAAUUCAUAUAUCUGAGGUGGUUGGCAAGGAAGAGUUAGAAGCAGUAGAAAGCAUGGAAAAGAUAUAA